AUGACCACUAACACUGAAAGAAUCAACGCAUGCAUGCUCCCUGAUGUCAUCCACCUCUCCGGUCUUCAUCUCUCCCGCCCCAACCUCCUUACCUCUCUCCGUGUCUGUUCACUCUGGCACAACGUUCUCGAGCCCCUUCUCUGGCAGACUCUCACUCUCCAGAACCAACCCUGCAACCACAUCCCACGCCAGCCAACGCCUACUCUCUGUCUCCGAAACCGCCAUCACAUCCGUCACCUUGUCCAGACCGGCACCAACUCGCUCCUAAAGUUUCUAGCCUUCUCAACAACCCCUCAACCCCUACGCCUGACCUCCAUUCGCGUCUCCCUCCUUAGUCCCGAGAUCCUCAUGAUCACCCAACAAAACGCCGACACCCUCACCUCCUUCAGCUGUCGAUCCAACCGUCUCCGUAGAGGAGAGGCAGACCAGGAAGCCCAGGCACUAUGGCACCGCCAACUGUUUAUGGUUCUCGAAAUGGUUCCUCACUUGACCGACCUCGCCAUUGGACCAGCGGUUUUGAUCGACCCUCCAACAACAGUCUUCUCCAAAGUUGCCCACUCACUCAAAAGACUCGAACUCGACCGUGUCAAGGUGGCCGAUCGAUCUUGGUACGAUGAAUCGACACAGUCCGCCCAGGCAUUCUCUACCUUGGACCCAUUCCCAAAUCUCGAAACCCUGGUCAUGUUAGAACUCAUCCGCAAAGCUCCAAAGUUAAAGACGCUCACCUGGAAACGUGGCACCCAACUCUUGGUCCAGGCCUGGCUCUCUUCGGCUCUUCCCCCUCCCACCUCCCUUACAACUCUGGACGUCGCACACUCCCAUAUCGAGGAUGGAGACAUGGCCCAUAUUCUCACCAUGGUUCCGGGUCUUACGUCGCUCAAUGUCAAGUCGUCUCCAUUCGGACCUCAAAGCUGUGCUCAAUUGCUGGAGCAUCAUGCUCCGAACAUAACCAUGCUUGAAGUGUCCGAUUGCCACCAGGUGACCAGCACAAUGGUCAUGACCCUGCUGAGCAGUAUGCCCUCGCUGCUGCGAUUCAGCGCAAACAGAAUCGAUGCGGGCGAUAUUGCCAGACCCUUCCUCCACACCCUGCUAGGAGAAACCUUAUCCUCCCUUGCGGUUCCGAGCCACCGACAACCGUCUCUAUCUUUGGGAGAUCGACCCUGGGCCUGUCUCGGUCUGGUGGAGUUGGACAUUUCGAUCGUUAGGCUUUGUUCCAGCGAGUACCCUUCUCCGGCCCAAACCCGAUGUCUGAUCUAUGAACAGCUGUCUAGAUUAAAAAGUCUAGAAGUCCUGUCUCUUGGAGAAACCGAUGGCUCGACAUUGCGUCCCGGCAAUGAAUGGCUUGACAUGACCCUUGCUCAUGACCUGGACAAGCUGUCAAGUUUAAAGAGGCUGAGAAUACUAGAUAUCCGAAACUUGGAGACCAAGAUGGGUGAUGCUGAGGUUGAUUGGAUGGCGCAUGAGUGGAGUAGGCUAGAGGUUGUUCGAGGCAAUCUGAAUCGCGGCCUGAAGUCUUCUGAGGCGAGAGCAUUAGUCACACGACUGAAGUGCAAGUUACCGGAUGUUGUUUAUUAUUCGGAAUAA
Molecule: messenger RNA, 1584 nt
Organism: Linnemannia hyalina
Lineage: Eukaryota; Fungi; Mortierellomycota; Mortierellomycetes; Mortierellales; Mortierellaceae
Source: the annotation of a GenBank genome assembly